Messenger RNA from Cajanus cajan (pigeon pea), 3779 nucleotides. NCBI's taxonomy places the organism in Eukaryota, Viridiplantae, Streptophyta, Magnoliopsida, Fabales, Fabaceae. The record is from RefSeq and is a predicted model, not a curated record.
ACGAUGUUCGCCACCUUCUCUCCGCUCCCCUCCCUCCGCGCCUCAAGCGCCGCCCUCCUCACCCCGAACCCCAACUCGACCACCAACGCUAUCUCGAUCUCCCUUCUUCUUCCCCUCGCCGACAGCCACAAGGUAAACUCAUUCGAUUUUCCCCCAAAUAACUCUAUGUUUUCGUACGGAAUUGUGCUUCUUGUUCACUUUUCUCAAGCUUUUAUUUAUUGGAUCUUGUUUUAUGUUCUUCCCUCGAGAGGAAUUAAAGAUAGAGGCUAGGCUACACUAAGAAAAGGUCAAUCAAAUGCAAGUUCCUCUCAUAAGAUUAAUUGGUUCAGCUUAGCUUUAUAAUCUUACUGUAGUUAUAACGACUUUUAUUUUUUUUUUCUUUUGUGUAUAAGCAAAGACCGUUAACGAGUCGGAACUAAUUCUCUAAAACUUGUGUUUAAAAACAAUCUUUAAACAAGGUAUCAAGUUUCUUGAACUUGUUCUCUUCUGUUGAACACAUUGAUAUUUAGUUGAGGCAACUAGGUGAUGGUGCGUUGCUGGCUAAUGUCUAUCAUUAUGAAGUUAAUUUUUUUUUCCGGUGGAUGUGGGAACAACUUUUUCCAACUUCCACCUGAGAAUAUGUUGAGUUCUUUUUUUAGUUUGUGCAACAACAAUCUCCACAUUUGCAGGGUCGAUUGUAAUUUGCUACAGUUCAUGUGUCAGAAUACAAAAAAUGAUUCAGAUCCAGUGGGUUCAGAUGGUUUUCAUGCUGUUGGCUUUUCAUAUGGAAAUUCUAACAUGUCCUGGGAGACAAAGGACAAUGAUUCCGAGUCUAGUUUUCGUCCUAACUUCCCAGUACCGGAAAGCCUACUUCAUAACCUGGUGAUAAUUGUCUAGGGUACAUAUGUUAUUCUAAGGCUUAUGAUGUCUAAGUUUCAGAUGCUCGGAGCAUAAGUGGAGUUCUUGUGACUCAAGGUAGCCAUUCACAGGCACCUUGUUUCCUUUUGAUGUCAUGAGAAGGGGCCAUGCAGGUGGGAUUAGGAUGAUAGAAAUUCGUUGAUUCUUUACCUAUUGAGAGCAAAUGGGAUGAUACAUGUCUUCAUAAAGUUCUGUUUCUUGAUCUUUAUCAUUAUCCAAGUAUAUGUGAGGUUGUCUUGUGUUUGUUUUGUACGAUACAAGUAUCUAAAUAUUCUGCUUGGCUGGCCCAUUUUAAGAUUAUACUUGUAGUAAUUUUGAAACUCAAAAUUAUUGAUGAAGAAACAUUUCUUGUUUGUUUUUCUUUUCCAGCCUCCAAAUGAAAAAGUACACCAGAUUAUUUCAAGGACUGCAAUAUUUGUUAGCAAACAUGGAAGCCAGUCAGAAAUUAUUCUGAGGGUGAAACAAGGAGAUAAUCCAACAUUUGGAUUCUUAAUGCCUGAUCAUCAUCUCCAUGCAUAUUUUAGGUUUCUUGUUGAUCACCAAGAGCUUCUGGCAAAAGUUGAGAAAGAUGAUAGCAGCUCAACUGAGGACAUGAAUAGGACUCAGGGGAUUGAUCAAACUGGUGGUGCAUUGUCUUUGCUUGGAUCUGUCUAUGGAACCGGAGAGGAUGAGGAUUGUACAACUGAGAAUACUUGUGUCUUGGAGAAAGAAGAAAGUAAGGAAGCUGUUGAUGCUGUUAGUACUCACACUUCUCCUGGAAUAGAACAGGUCGAAUCUCAUUCAGAUGUGGCCAAGAAGGACAGAAACAUUUCUAAAAAUUCAAUACCCUCUUUGAAAGAAAAAGUUCCUGUCAUAAAGCGGAAUCAUUCUAUCAGUACUGUUAAGACUGCAACCACAAUGAGAGCAAAAACAUGUGAUGGCUUGGAUUCAGUGUCUAAUGCACAGAUCAAAUCACAAACUUCUGUGCCUAGUAUUGCUAAGAUUGAACUACCUGUUGUAGAACCUCCAUCUGAUUUAAAGAUAGCUAUAGAGAAGAUAGUUGAGUUCAUCUUAAAAAAUGGAAAACAAUUGGAGGCUGUUCUUGCAGAACAGGAUCGUCCUCACGGAAGGUUCCCAUUUCUUCUGCCAUCUAAUCGAUAUCAUACUUACUAUCUGAAAGUUCUUCAAACUGCUGAAGAGUCCAAGUUACUGGGGAAGGGCCACCAGAAGCACAAUCCAGGAGGUCGUGCAAGGGACAAUAGUACUGCUGUACAUGAAGAAAGUGACAAUCUUUCACAUGGAUCUAUGUCUUCUGAUCUACCAUAUGAUAUGGACCGAAAAGAGAAGUUUAAGAUGAUUAUUGGCAAGUCAAAGAAGGAUGGUCAAGAUCCAAUUCCCAUAGACCGAGCUCAAAACACAGUUAGCAUGGAUGCAGCGGCCACAGCAGCUAUACUUCAGGCUGCCACUAGGGGCAUUAAAAACCCUAAUUUGGAAAUUUUUACCAAGACAUCAAGCGGUAGUGGUCAAGGACUGGGAAGUGAUGGUGGGUGUUUGUCCAGCUCUGGGAGUCUGUACUCAUGUCAACCACAUGGUUUUGUCGAAAAUCCACACCUAAAUGCAAAGGCCAGUGCUUCUGUCCCUGUUGCCAAGACUAUUGCAGAAAAAGUAGCUAUUGCAGCAGCAGGUGAGGCGGACUCCUCUGAAGCACAUAUGACUAAGGAGCAAAAGCUCAAGGCAGAGAGGUUGAAACGAGCAAAGAUGUUCGCAACCAUGCUAAAAAGUGGAGCUGGAGCAUGUAAAAGUGAACUGCCACGAGCUUUAUCAGUUGAGCCAUCAGGAUCAGGACAUUCUGUUUCAGAUGCCGAGACUGUGAAUCUUGUGGGUAAAGAAAGGGAAGGAAGUUCUGUUCCAUUUGAUGUUGAAAAUUCAGAUAAAAGUCAAAAGUCUGAGGAGAAACUUUCUGUUGAUAAUUCAGAUAAAAGUCAGAAGUCUGAGGAGAAACAUAUUGAUGAUAGUAAUGAACGCCGUUCAAAAAGAAAGUACCGUUCAAGAUCUAGUAGACACGAAGAAGAGGAAGAUGAGGAGGAAGAAGAAAACGAUGAAGAUAAAAGGGAUCCCAAAAGAUCCAGAAAAAAGCAUCGAUCUCAUCGAUCUUCACACAGAAGUCAGGACAGGCAUAAGCACAAGAGAAGACAUUCCUCCUCCAAAGACAAGUAUUCUUACAGGGGUGCCAAGCAUGACAGCUCCUCUGAUGAUGAACAUCAAUGCUCAAGGCAUCGACGUAAAUAUGAUAGCUCUUCUGAUGAAAAACAUCACUCUUCCAGACGACGACAUAGGGAGGAUAGUUUGUCAGACCAUGAGCAUAGACAUUCUCGGCAUUCGAGUAAACAUUAUAGUUCAUCUGAUGAUGAGCAUAGGCACCGAAGCAGGAGUGUAAAGCACAAGAGCAGAUCUCAUGCUGAAAGAGACACAGACCUGGAGGAGGGGGAGAUAAUUAUGAAAUCGGAAAAGUCUCCAAGUGAGGUUGGACGUGCUAGUAGGGAGGCUUCUGUGGGAUUAUCUAAUGCAAGGGCACCAUCUCAAUCCCCUGAUAUAACUGAUGUUUCUGAUGAGCUUAGAGCCAAAAUUCGAGCUAUGUUGAUGGCUAACUUGUAAAAGCUAUAUGGAGCUGAUAACUGUAUUCCUUUCAUUUCCUAGUAAUACAGUCCAUUGUUAAUGUUCCGAAAGGGGAAAAUCAUCUGGUUUUGGUUAUUCCUUGGUUUGUAAUAGUUGUUAAUCUUUGUUUGACCUUGCCUAAUGUACCGAAUUGACCAAAGUCAGGCAGCAAGCAAGAGAUUGUGUAUUAAUCAUUUUGUUUCCAACUCUUAAGAAACGUUAAAUUAUAUAUAUUUUUUUUGUUUCAA